CUACCAGCAAAAUAAAAUAUAAAAAAGCCCUCUUCUCUCUCAUCUUGCGUGAAGCCUUAGGGUUUCUCUAAGAUUCGCACUCAAAUUAUACUCAUUUCCGAGGGAAUCGAUCCUGACACCUUCGAUAAUCUUCUUCUCCACGAGCUUAUCUAUCUGCUGAUACAGUUUUCUUCCCUCGCCGUGGAGAAUCGAGCUGGAUUUCAUACGAGGGUCUGUUUUCUUCGUCUCCGAUUGUCAAGUACAAUGGUACUGAUGAAAGAGAGAAGCCAGGUGGCGUAAAUCUCCUUGAAGACAAAAUCAUUAUGGGAUCCUCCAUCAAGAUAAAUUCAAUAUCCAUAGAUCUAGCCGAUGAAGUUAAUGCGGGGAAAUGCGAACAUUUCUCCAUACGUGGAUUUGUAGCUGAGGUCCGCGAGAGAGACCAUAGAAAAUGCUGGCCAUUUGCAGAAGAUACUGUUGAGUUAGUGAACGACCAAAGCUAUUCUCUUCCCUCUUUGCCAGUUCAUAAGUCCAGAUGGUGGCGUUGUGCGAGCUGCAUCAGAGAUAUCCACGCCAAAGAGAUAAACAAUGAUAGUGAUUGUCGAUUGCAAUCACACUCUAGGGAGACAAAGCUCGAUGUGCUCUCUUCAGCCAUCCCGAGUAAAAGAAAACCAAACUCGCUGAUUGUCACCGACAAGAAAGAGAAGAAAAAUAAUGUUCGGACAGCUACAUUGCUCAAGAAAGUUCGGCGCGGAGCUAAGGAUGCUUCAACCCUUAAGAGCAAGAAUCGCAAACUUGCCAGUCCAGAGCAAAUCAGCAAGAGAUCUAGAGAAAAAACAAACCUUUCAAGGGAAAUUAUGGAAACAGUGACAGCUUUUGGGUCAUCUGAGAUUGCUGGUGUGGUUGAUGAUACACCUGAUAAGACAAUCAAGAGGUAUACUCAUGUUUCAACAGAACGGGGUGAAUGUGACAACGUGUCACCAGAAAGUAGAAACCUUCUUGGGUUGCAUCGUAGGAAAACUCGGAAGGUUCGUCUCCUCAGUGAGUUGUUGAGUAAUGGAAACAAAGAAGCUCUGUCUAAAAGGGAAUCGGUUAGAGGUAGAAAAAGAAAGUAUUCUGGAGAUGCUGCUGAGAUGAGUAAUUACGCUAGUAGGAUACUAAGCACAAUUGGCAAAACAUCUGAAAACGCUUCCAAGAGUUGUGACUCUGAAGAUAAUACUGUUUCUGGCGCAGAUUCAAGACCAAUUGUUGAGAACGAAUCUACUGACAGCGGAUUUGACAGAGAGAUCAUUAAGGGAAAGAAGAGAAACAGAAAGUUUCAAGUUGUCGAAGAUUGUUUUCCAGAAACUUCACAAAAGGAUCCAUAUCACUAUGCCAGUAAUGUUCAAUCCUCAUUUGCAGGGAAAGAGCUGGUUCCUUGUCCUCUGCAUACAGAGAGAACAGAGAAAGAGCUCAGUUUAGCCAAAAAAAGAAAGAGGAAAGCUAUGAAAGAUAACAAGACGAGUACUGUUAUUACUUUUAGUAACGACAUGGAUGAUGUGGUUAAACUGAGAAAGCCAGAUAAUUUUCCAAGAAAUACAAUGCCCCAAUCUACUCGAGAUUUUCUUAAUUCGAAAUGGCUCGACAGUUCACUUGACAAAUUUUUGGCGUCAGAUGGGCAUUUCAAUAAGUAUACUCCUCAGCUUAAUGAUAGGCUGCCUUUACAAGAAGAAAUGCAUUACAAGGAAGGUGGUCGUGAAAUGCUGAAAGGUAUUGGGACAAACCAUUUUCAAAAUUUUGGUUCAUCCUUUAAGUCCACCAACGCUGAUGGGUGCUUAAGAACUGGCGUAAAUGUUAACUUUAGCAGCAACAGAGAUACCAUUAUAUCAUCUUCGCUGAAUGAUAAGAUAAGACACACCUCUUCUACAGAAGUUGCGGAUACUUCUUGUGCUCUGCAAAAGGAUUUUUCCUUGGCACACGGAAAGGGCAAAGAAGUUGCGGUUCAGGAACUUUCCGUAGCACACAGAAGCCAAUGCAAGACAUCUGAGCAUAUAGAUGAUAUUCCCAUGGAAAUAGUCGAGCUUAUGGCUAAAAACCAAUACGAAAGGUGUCUUCCUGACAGAGAAGAGGACAAACAGCCAUCGCAAGCAACGACAAGCGUAUCCAAGAACGCUCUGUUGAUUGAUCUCAAUGAAACCUACGAUAACAGCAUGGACAACACAGUAAGGCAGCCAAAACCACUUGGUCAGAACGCUAGGAACAGCGAUGCUGCACAUUUUAUGACCGGAAAGCAGAGCUCUUUGGAAUGUUUCCCGACAAGUUAUAAUGUGUCUUUCGGAGUUGGGAAUCCUCCUCUUACUCGAGAUAAACAACCAAGCUCCGUCCAGUUUUCUGGUGUACUAGGGCCUAAUUCUCAGUGGCUUGGUCAUGUGCCAACAACUAUGGCUAAUCAACAGAACCCAUCUCCAUCUUCAUAUCGGGUAUUACGUGCGUGUAACACUUGCCAGAGUGUUCAACAGCAGCAGUUUAGAGAAGCUUCCCAUCCUGUUUGGCCAUCCUCCUUAACAUCAUCACCAGCUCAUAAACCAGUUUCUCUCAGUAUGCAGAAGUUCAUGGAUCAGCCAAUAAAGCUUGGUAAUCCAAAUACUCUAAGCCUGAAUUUUAGUGAUAACGGGAAGCAAAAACUUGGCUUUGAAGGUGUCAGUAGCAGACCAUUGGACACUUAUUCUAAUGAAAGCAGUAUACCAGCGAUGCAUCUACUGAGCCUCAUGGAUCCGAGGCUAAGGUCUAACGUUCCCGUUGAUCAGAGCCGGAACACUAACUUUGUGAAAAGGCCUUUUUGUAACCAGUCCAAGGAAUUUGCAGCACCUCGACCAGAGGACUGUAAUCAGACAGCCUACUCCACAAAGCAGUGGCCUUUCGAUCUCUAUAGCAAAACAUCAGCAACUCCUGAGCCAUGUCGUGAGAAUUUCUCAAUCAUUCCACCAGUUGGGACAUCUUCAAUUUCGUUUCAAAGUGAAAAGAUUUCUGCAGGUAACGCUGUCUUCACACCCCAAGCUUCAUGGAACCAUCACCAGGAGAAGAAACCCAAGAGGAAAGACAAAAACUUUGCGCCGGUUUACAACAACAGUAAGCCGAUCUUCACAAGCAGCAGCAGCAGCGAGCCUGGGAAAUUCCAGCUUCUUGGAGCAUCAGAUUCCAUGAUGCUACCACUGAAGUUUCACAUGACAGAUAACGCCAAGAAACAGAAGACGAAGAAAGCUCAGUGCAACAACGACGUCUCUGCUUGUCCUCCAAGGAGCAUCUCUGGACCUUACGUGUGCAGCGUCAAUAGAAACCCAGCUGAUUUCACCAUUCCUGAUGCACCUGGGAACGUUUAUAUGAUUAAGGGUGAAGAUCUUAAGGUGAAAAAACACCCGGGCUUCAAGAAAAAAUCAAGCUUGUAUAAGCAGGAUGUAUUAAAGCAAAACAACUCUAUUGCUCCUAACAUAGAGAAUGCCUGAAACUUGGGCCGUGUUUAUGUUAUGAAUUGACAAACAUUGGCCUAGGGCCUAAUUUUAAUAAAAAAAACUC
Molecule: messenger RNA, 3528 nt
Organism: Eutrema salsugineum
Lineage: Eukaryota; Viridiplantae; Streptophyta; Magnoliopsida; Brassicales; Brassicaceae
Product: protein EMBRYONIC FLOWER 1
Exons: 6
Coding region: 303-3458 (1051 amino acids)
Biological process (GO): negative regulation of DNA-templated transcription; shoot system development; negative regulation of flower development
Source: RefSeq, a predicted model, not a curated record